UAAUUAAUGCAAAAUAUCGAGAUUGGCAACCCUGCGUUGCAAGAGAUUGCUCUCUCACUCUAAGCUCACUCCUUUCUACGGGUAAAAUCCAAAUUUCGCGGAUACCCUACCGUUCUGUAGAAGCGGUGGUGAGUGUUCAUUUACAUUGCGUUCUCAUAAGAUAUGUCGUAUCAGCUAAUUCGGUCCACGGUUUUGCGUCGGUGACUGUUUGAACUAUUAGGGUGCUUCAGGAUAAAAGACCCUACACAAAGCUCCAGAGCUACCAUCCUCUUUUGUAAUAUAAAUUCUAUUACCGCGAAAUUUUUAAAAUACUUUGCAACUCUGAUUUUUCGCUGCGUUUCUGUUAAGGCGAGUUCGCUCCGAUUUUUGAUUGGUUUUCUUGUUCCGUCGUUUUGACAUAAAAAUUUUGCAGAAGAAUCAUCUUUACAUUUGCAUGUGGUUUUAGUUAAGGCAAAUAGUGGAAUUAAAAAAUAAGUUUUGAAAAAUGAAUCUCUUUUGGGCAAAAUACUGAAAAUUGAAAAUUAUUCCCAUUCUGCAACUACAAUUAAUGAAUGAAAAUUUUAAGAUAAUUUCGCUUUCAGCUUAUGUAUGUACAUAUGUAAGUGUGCUUUACUCGCGGAUCUUCAAAGCCGCCCCGAAGACAUCUAAAAAUUAAAAUUUGUUUGAAAUGAAGUUAAUUGAAACAUCGUAUGAAUCGUGUAAGAUCAAAUUAAAUUAAGCUUCAGCAAGUAAAAAACUUGGUGUAGAACGAAAAAUUCAUAUAAGAAUUAAUAUUUUCUGUGAAUAUCCUGCGUUAAACCACAACUGGAAAAAUGUUUCCUUCUCCGUUGCAUUAUUCUACUAUGCGGCCGCAAGCACCUGGUGCCGGUCAGCAACAGUAUGAUCAUAAUGCUGAAGAACUUAAUAAAGCGGAAUGGUACUGGGGCGAAAUUUCCCGAGAAGAAGUGAAAAAUAUUUUAUCUGGGGAGCCGGAUGGCAGUUUUCUGGUGCGUGAUGCCUUAAACAAAAAUGGAGAAUAUACUUUAACUUUAAUUAAAGAUGGAACAGAGAAGCUGAUAAAAAUUUGCCAUUUAAAUGGAAAAUAUGGUUUCACAGACUGCAAGUUUAAUUCAGUAGUUGAGUUGAUCAAUUACUAUAGGGUAAAUUCCUUAAAGCUUUACAAUAAAAUGCUUGAUAUUACGUUGAGCAAUCCAAUUGUGAAACCUGCAGAGGAAGACGAUCAUAGUGAUCUGCGAUUUCUUGCCGAUAAAUUUCUUGGUUUGCAUCAUACAUUAAAUAAGCAGCAACAUUUACUAGAUCAAAAAAUGAAAGUAUUCAAGAACGUCGAAGCUGAAUUAAAUGAGAAAAAGCAGGAUCAAGAAGUUUUUCUGAAGGCGGAAAAAAUGUUUAAAAAUCAAAUAAAAUUGUUAGAAUCAUAUAUAUGUACGGCAAUACAGCCGCAGGUCGGCACAGCUGGUACAACAACGAAUGCAAACGGUGGUGCAAGUGGAGGAAAUAACAACUAUGCAGAUCGUCAACAGGAUCAAGAAAAAUUACAGGCAAAUGCCGCAUUACUAAAAAUGAAGCUUCAAUCAUUAUGUGCAGAAAUGGGAAAAUUAAACCGUUAUGUGGAAGACAAGAAGGAGGAAUAUAAAAGGCUGGAACGUCAAAUCAAUGCCGCGAAACCUGAGCUGCAGGAGCUAAGUCUGGAAAAGGAACGGACUACAGAGCGCCUAAUGGAAGCUGGUAUUAAGGAGGAAGAUAUUGUCUUACUCGCAGAAAUGGGCUUCGAUGCCUGGCAAAGGAGAUACGAAAGUCGAACGAAUUUACCGCAUAAUAAUGAUUCAUUAUGGUUCCUUCGCGACUGUUUGCGCCAAGAGGCCGAGGAGUUGUUGAAGGGUGCCCCUACUGGUACAUUCCUUAUAAGGGCUCGUUCUGCUGGACAUUAUGCUCUUUCCAUUGUUUGCAAAAACGUCGUAAACCAUUGUAUUAUCUACGAAACCGAAAGUGGAUUCGGUUUUGCAGCUCCCUAUAAUAUAUAUGUUUCUCUAAAAAAGUUGGUGGAACACUAUGCAAGUAAUUCACUCGAAGAGCAUAACGACACACUGACUACCACGCUGCGCAUUCCUGUCAAAUAUUGGCAUGCCAAUAAGGAUUCGCUUAUGAAGCAGUUGGAAGAGGAGCUGGAAUUGGAACAGCUUCAAAUUGAAGAACAACAACAGCAACAACAAAUGGCACAGCUACAGCAACAAUCAUUGCAGCAGCCUUCAUCGUCCGCAAUUCCAAUACCCUCUAGUGAUACAUUGGAUGUAUCAACACCACACUCUUCCUUAAAUUCGCUGUCAUCGUCCUAUCCUGGGGGGAGUGGCAGUGGUAAUCAAAAUUUGCCACAACCGUAGUAAACAUUUUAUUGAAUUGCAACAGGUUUGAAGGUUAUUUUUUCAAGCCCUUGUUUUAAGUAUAUGUGAUUAUAGACAUGGAGCUUAAAUUCGUAGUCAAAGACCCGCAAUGAAUUUAAUUAUGAGAUCCAAUUAUGUUUAAAGUGGAUACAAAAAGCUCUAAAAAAGUAGCUUUCGGGUACACCAUUUGUGAUGUAAUGGUGUUGCAAUUUUUUUUUUUAUAUAUAUUUUUUUUAAAUACAGCAAGAUAGAUGACAACGAAGCUUGGAGUAAUUGUCGUAAUGAUUAACAUUUGGGAAGCAAUGUUAGCAUGCUCGACGAUUCUUUCGAAAUUUAAUGGUAAUAAUAAAUUUUGCAAAAUAUUAUAGUGUUCCUAGUGUGGAAAACACAAUGAAAAUCCUGAACAAAUGCGAUCGAUGGUAAAUUUUGAAUUGCGCUUUUGUAACUGUUGUCAUGAUAUAAAGCUGUAUCGUACAGUGAUCGUCAUUUAAAAUGUGCAAAUUAUUGUGAAAUAUAUAGUUUUGAGAAACAAUAUUAAAGACAUAAUGUCAAUGUUGUUUUAUAUUUAUAAUAUUUAUAUUUAUAUGAAGAUAUUUAGAGUAAAAUCGAAAUGUUCAAUGUAAUAAUGGAAUGCAAAUUUUAUUACGCAAUACGCAUUUCUUUCGUGAUAUGUUUAGCUGUUAAAUUUAUACAAGAAGAAAAACGAUUAUCAACUUAUGGUAUAAAUUUUGUAUUGUACUAUUUUUGGUUGACAUUUUGUUGAAACACAAUUAUUUCAGUUACUAAUAAAUAAUUGUUUACUAUAAAAUCUGUAUAUAAAAAAACAAUGUCCACUCUGUAAAUUUGUAGAUAAAAAAUAUCGUCAAAUCAGUUGUAAACUAGAUGAAAUAUUCUGCAAUAAUAAAGUGCAGCAAAAAAUUAGGAAAAUUGAGAGCUCCUACGAAAGUUUGUUUGUUAUAAUUGCAAUAUCGAAUGUGAAAUUUUAGAGUUUUCGAUUUUUUAAAAGUAUUCAAUUGCAGUACUCUCAAUUGUAUUCUUGCAAUAAUAAAUUACCACAAACCAAAUGAUGAAUAUGCGCAUGGCUUUGAAUAUUUCAUUUAUAAAAAACUUAAGAGAUUAAAAAUUUAUGUAUAUACAUGACAGUGUAAUUCCUUACGGGAAAGAGGGGCUCAGCAUUAUCCCAACUUUGCAAAGCCCAAUAGAUAUUGAAACAAUUGUCAUUGAUAUCUUCCCAUUUUCGACUCCAGGAUUGUUCGAAUUGAAUGUGCAUCACUAUAGCAUUGGCCAUGAAGGUUGUUAAUCAGUAGAUGUAGUUAUUAACUUGGGGGGGGGUUUAAUUUGUUCUCUGCUCUAUAGUGUUGCUAAAAGAACUAAUUCAAAUGCCAUAUUAUAAAAACGUCUAUUAACAAUGGGGAAUUUCGAACCACAAAGAGUUCAAAAACGAAUAUGAAAUCGAAAUACAUAUGUAGAUAUAACAUAAGUUAAAAAAUAAAUUAAUAUCUUUCUUGUUAAUAAAGACGUUUUAGAACGUCUGCCAAGUUUUUUAUAUUGCAUGUCUAAAAUUUUCGCUGUAAAUGUAACUAAACUUUUGUAUACGUAAGUGUUUUUUAUUGAAUAUAUUCUAUAUUAUUAUACUUAUUUAAUAUACAAUUUUGUUUAAGAUCAAGUUUUGUCAACACCUAAAACUAUUCAUUUGAUUUGUGUAUUUGUUUGUCCUGUUACAUUAAUCGUAUCUUUUAAAGGGUUAUAUAACAGUAAAAAAAGAUGUGAGCACAGAAGUGUAGGCGAAUAGGAUGUCAGCAAUAUGACCUGCGAGCUGAAUUAAGAACACACAAACUUAGGGAUAUAUGCAUGUUUUACAUUUUGUAUUAAAAUUGACAAGGAAUUUUGACUUUGUACCCACACAUAUUUGAUAUAUAUACAUAUAUCUAAGUUAAUAAGAAUAAAUAAAUCAUAUAAAUAAACUA
Molecule: messenger RNA, 4345 nt
Organism: Bactrocera oleae (olive fruit fly)
Lineage: Eukaryota; Metazoa; Arthropoda; Insecta; Diptera; Tephritidae
Gene: Pi3K21B
Product: phosphatidylinositol 3-kinase regulatory subunit alpha
Biological process (GO): phosphatidylinositol phosphate biosynthetic process; insulin receptor signaling pathway
Cellular component (GO): phosphatidylinositol 3-kinase complex
Molecular function (GO): 1-phosphatidylinositol-3-kinase regulator activity
Source: RefSeq, a predicted model, not a curated record